Messenger RNA from Tricharina praecox, 1499 nucleotides. RefSeq names its product putative catechol dioxygenase. Gene Ontology annotation, biological process: catechol-containing compound metabolic process. NCBI's taxonomy places the organism in Eukaryota, Fungi, Ascomycota, Pezizomycetes, Pezizales, Pyronemataceae. Bases 371 to 1363 code for a protein of 330 amino acids. The record is from RefSeq and is a predicted model, not a curated record. Gene Ontology annotation, molecular function: ferric iron binding; catechol 1,2-dioxygenase activity. The transcript has 3 exons.
GCUGCAAUUUGCUCUAUAUCCGCCUCCAUGCCUGCUCGAACACCCGUGCUCUAAAACAUACCCCGCAAUAUGUGUUGAUCGCUCCCCCACAAACAUCUGCCAUCAUGAGUGUACGGUGCUGAGUACAUGCGAGACCGUGUGAGGCAGCCGCUGCGGGAUUACUAUAUCCGGGCUGCGGAACGCGCGGAUAUAGAGGCCCGUUCAAAACCGGAAAACCGAGCAUAAAACGUUCGUGGCUGCACUGGCCAUUGCAACCGCAUCAUCAUCACCAUCAUCUCAGCACGCACUCCUCACCCCGCCCUACUACCGCUUACUCCCCCUCGCAACCAUUUCUCCCCCGCAAGCCCGUCUCAAGGCCGUACUCGCCGCAAUGGAUCCCAGCCAGGUCAAGAUUCCGCCGAUGAAGGACCUCACGGCCGACAACAUCACCGAGAACACCAUCAUCAUCAACUCGCAGGGCCCUGAUAGGCGUCUGCAGUACCUGCUCGAGCGUCUCGUUACGCAUCUCCAUGACUUUGCCCGCGAGACCCGCCUCACCACUGAGGAGUGGAUGGCCGGAAUCAUGUUCCUCACUGCCGUCGGACAGAUCUGCUCGGAUACUAGACAGGAAUUCAUUCUCCUCUCGGACGUCCUCGGCCUAUCCACGCUCGUCGAGAACAUCAAUCACCCCAAGCCGGCAAACGCAACGGAGGGCACCGUUCUCGGCCCGUUCCACACGGAAGACGCGCACGAGUUCGCACACGGGGACAGCAUCUGCAGCGACGGCAAAGGUGAAGCCUGUCUCGUACGCUGCACGUUGAAGGACACCACCGGCGCGCCGAUCGCCAACGCCUCCGUCGACAUCUGGGAGACGGACGAGACGGGCCACUACGAUACGCAGUACGCCGAUAGGUCGUUCCCGGACUGCCGCGGGAUCCUCAAAACGGAUGAUGAGGGCAACUUCUGGUUCCGCGCCAUCCGCCCGGUCCCCUACCCGAUCCCCCAUGAUGGCCCUGUGGGCAAGAUGCUCGAGAUGGUACAUAGACAUCCAUACAGGCCGAGUCAUAUGCACUUCAUGAUCAUCGCGAAGGGCUACGAUACCCUGGUGACCUCACUGUACAUCCGCGGCGACCCGUACGAGACGUCGGACGCGGUGUUUGGCGUGAAGUCGUCGCUGAUCAUCGACGUGGGCAAGGUUGAGGACCCGGCGGUGGCGGAGAAGUACGGCGUCGAUGCCAACGACUGGGCAAUCAACUACGACUUUGUCCUCGUUAGCGAUAAGGAGGCUAGGGAGCUUAAGCUUAAGAACGCCCAGGAGGCGCUGAAGGCUCUCGGAAGUACCGCGCAGGUGCUGAAUGGGCUGCCGGUGGCGGAUUUGGAUUAGGCAUGGGAUGAGGGUGCGGUUUUUGCUGGUUUGGUUUGGUUUGGAUGGGAUUUGUUUGUACUGUUAUGCUCUGAGCAGGGAAUGAAUUGCGCGGGUUUCGCAUUCAUACAUUGGUUCGCCCGCGGCAGAUGAGAUG